UUCAAUUCCAACCUUGGUAAUGAAGUGAUGUUUUUCACCGGUUGUCCACGUUAGGUCAGAUCAUCCUUUAUUAUCUGUUGAUGUAAAGUGUUCCAGCAGCAGGAGGACCUGUGGUAUCGCUCUUUAACACACCGCAGGUGAAGGAGUCUGUCACUGAAAGACCUAUUUAAUAACGCACGGGGUAAGCGCGUGUUUUGUAGUCCAUUUUCAGAACAAUGUAGUUCCACCACGGCAGACCACGUCACUAACAUCCGCCGCCGUCGCAUCAUAAUAACGGAGUCUAGUGAAAGUGCAGUCGGAUUCUCCUAACACCGCUGUUGUCUUUUCCUGAGUCCUUCUGAAUUCUCCUUCUCAUCUUUCUUUGACCUCAUGACGUUUUCCAUCGAGGUCAAGGAAAAGUGGUUAGGAAAAGACUUUAGGACGUAAUUAUUUGACUUUUCGAACGCAAGCCAGAGUUCCUCCGCCUCAGUGAAACCUUUUUGAAAGUGGAACAGGUGUGUUUCUCUUUCAGGUACAUGACGAUGUCCGCCACCGCCUGUCAAGAACCCGUCCAACACUCCGGACUGCUCCGGUUCUACUCGGCCGUGUUCUACGCCGGCAGUUCGUUUCUCAUCACGGUGGUGAAUAAAACCGUGCUGACGAGCUACAGGUUUCCCUCCUACAUGUAUCUGGGAAUCGGCCAGAUGAUCACCACUCUGGUUUUGCUUUCUGCUGCCAAAAUGAGAAAAACAGUCCAGUUUCCAGAUUUUGACAGAGGUAUUCUCUUUAAAAUUUUCCCACUUCCUUUACUGUAUCUGGGGAACCAUAUAACCGGACUGGCAAGCACCAAAAAACUCAGCUUACCCAUGUUUACAGUACUACGGAAAUUCACCAUAUUGAUGACAAUGAUCUUGGAAGUAUAUCUGCUAAGAAAAACAUUCUCCAGACGUCUUGUGUACAGUGUUGUGGCCAUAGUCCUCGGUGCCAUGGUCGCUGCUAGUUCUGACCUGGCCUUCGACCUGGAAGGCUAUACGUUCAUCCUGCUCAAUGAUGCCUUCACUGCUGCCAGCAAUGUGUACACCAAGAAGAAACUUGGCACUGAGGGCCUUGGGAAGUAUGGUGUCUUAUUUUACAAUGCACUAAUCAUUGUCAUCCCCACUCUCUUGGCAAGUGCAUUUACUGGAGAUUUACACAAGGCAGUCACAUUUGAGGACUGGGUUGAAGCCACUUUUAUUUUCUGUUUCCUUAUGUCCUGCUUUAUGGGAUUUGUGCUGAUGUAUUCCAUCGUCCUGUGCAGCUAUUACAACUCAGCACUUACUACAACAGUAGUGGGGGCAAUAAAGAAUGUGGCAGUAGCCUAUAUUGGCAUCUUUGUGGGUGGAGACUACCUGUUCUCCUGGACCAACUUUCUAGGCCUCAGCAUUUGUAUGUCAGGUGGACUAGUGUACUCAUAUUUCACCUUUAACCACAAAUCAUCUGGAAAUAAUGCAGAAGGAGUGCAAGAGCUGAGGGUUCACAUCACAGAAGAUUCAACAGGGAAGUGCUCUGCAAACUAAAUGGACAAUAUUUGAGCUUUCACCACUGGGGGGUGUUGUUCUGCUCCAUAAUGGAACAUCAUAUUGCUUCUAAACCUUUAUUUUUAUGUUCAUUUAAAAUCAAUGCUAUCUAUUUAAUUACUAUUUAUAACUAAAUCAUGAUAAUAAAUUGACAAGAAGUUGAAAUUCUGGGUCA
Messenger RNA from Sebastes umbrosus (honeycomb rockfish), 1710 nucleotides. RefSeq names its product solute carrier family 35 member D2 (gene slc35d2). Lineage: Eukaryota; Metazoa; Chordata; Actinopteri; Perciformes; Sebastidae. The record is from RefSeq and is a predicted model, not a curated record. Gene Ontology annotation, molecular function: GDP-fucose transmembrane transporter activity; antiporter activity. The transcript is spliced from 12 exons. Gene Ontology annotation, cellular component: Golgi apparatus. Bases 516 to 1535 code for a protein of 339 amino acids.